Messenger RNA from Dipodomys ordii (Ord's kangaroo rat), 957 nucleotides. It is a transcript of the gene Cimip2a, whose product is annotated as family with sequence similarity 166, member A. NCBI's taxonomy places the organism in Eukaryota, Metazoa, Chordata, Mammalia, Rodentia, Heteromyidae. The record is from RefSeq and is a predicted model, not a curated record. The transcript has 7 exons. Bases 1 to 957 code for a protein of 318 amino acids.
AUGACCGCGACUCAGAAGCAUAACCUCUUCACACCAGAACCUCACUACAUCCCCGGCUAUGCCGGCUUCUACCCUCAAUUGCGAUACCAGGUGGGGAACACCUAUGGCCGCACCACAGCACAGCUGCUCACAGACCCCAGUGUGCAGAAGAGCCCCUGCUCCAUACUGUCCCCCAUGUCCAAGCCCAAGUUCAUUGAGGACGUCAGCAAGCCCAAGGCCCCCUGGGUCCCCUGCCGGGACCUCAACGAGCCCUACGUCCCCCAGUACUCCGGUCCAAAGCCCUACAGGAACUUAGAGGCCCUGGAGCAGCUCCCAGCCCAGCAGGCAGAAACCCAGGGACAACCAGGGGCGGAGGACAUACCUACACAGGCUCCGAGGCCUGCAGGCUUCAUGCCCUACCCUCCCUACCCACCCUGCCCGCCAGUCAGGAAGGGAGACUCUGGAGACCUGGGACACCCCGGCCUGAGGCUGGCGUAUGGCGAAGAGGCCUGGAAGAGCCCCGUCCCUGUCCACGAAAGCCCAGGGCGGUACCAGCUGUGCCACGGUGGGAGGGAGGAGCGCCCCUCCCCCCAGCAGGAGACACUGGACGUGGGGAGGUUCCAGCGAUUACCCCAGCUGGACCACUCCAACCUGAUCCAGCGAAAGGCCAUCUCCGGCUACGCUGGCUUCGUCCCCCGCUUUGCCUGGGUGAUGGGGACAAAUUACCGCGAUGGAGUCACACAGGCUAUGGACGAGUUUGAUAAGAACCAGUUCCUCUUCAGAAAUCCAGUCUGUGGCCUGGGUGAGAGGCUACCCAGAAACCACUGGCCCAACACUACCAUCUACAGAAGCCAGGGACUGAUCCCCUUCUACAUGGGCUUCAUCCCUUCCAUGCAGGACAACUACGCACUAACCUUUGGCAACAGCACCCGGAAAGCCUAUCAGAAGGAACUGGACCGACAAAGCCACACACUAUGA